GUGAUGCUUCAAAGCCUUAUUAAAAAUGUUUGGAUCCCCAUGAAGCCCUACUAUACCCAGGUUUACCAGGAGAUUUGGGUAGGAAUGGGUUUGAUAAGCUUCAUCAUCUAUAAAAUCAGGAGUGCUGAUAAAAGAAGCAAAGCUUUGAAAGCUUUGAGUCCUGUGCUUGCUCAUGGUCAUCAUUAA
Manis javanica (Malayan pangolin) is the source of this 186-nucleotide messenger RNA. The record is from RefSeq and is a predicted model, not a curated record. NCBI's taxonomy places the organism in Eukaryota, Metazoa, Chordata, Mammalia, Pholidota, Manidae.